CCUGCGGCGGGCGGCGGGCCCGGCCAGGCCGCGAUGGCGACCAAGAAGGCGGGCUCGCGGCUGGAGACGGAGAUCGAGCGCUGCCGCUCCGAGUGCCAAUGGGAGCGGAUCCCCGAGCUCGUCAAGCAGCUGUCCGCCAAGCUCAUCGCCAACGCUUCUCACUUUGUAGAUGACAUGGCAGAACUCCUCCUUGGGGAGUCGAAGCUGGAGCAGUACCUGAAGGAACACCCCCUGCGGCAGGGAGCCAGUCCCCGAGGCCCCAGGCCCCAGCUGACCGAGGUCCGAAAGCAUCUGACCGCCGCCCUGGAUCGAGGGAACCUCAAGUCAGAAUUCCUCCAGGAAUCCAAUCUGAUCAUGGCCAAGCUGAAUUAUGUGGAAGGAGAUUAUAAAGAAGCGCUCAACAUCUAUGCCCGGGUGGGCCUCGAUGACUUGCCACUGACAGCCGUCGCCCCCUACAGGUUGCGGAUGAUCGCAGAGGCCUACGCUACCAAAGGACUUUGUUUAGAGAAGUUGCCUACUUCCUCUUCUACCAGUAACCUCCAUGUGGAUCGGGAGCAGGAUGUCAUCACCUGUUAUGAGAAAGCAGGGGACAUUGCACUCCUGUACCUCCAGGAGAUAGAAAAGGUAAUACUUACUAAUAUUCAAAACAGAAGUCCUAAGCCUGGCCCUGCUCCCCACGAUCAAGAACUAGGUUUUUUCCUAGAAACAGGACUUCAGAGAGCCCAUGUCCUCUAUUUCAAAAAUGGGAACUUGACAAGAGGAGUCGGGAGAUUUAGAGAGAUCCUCAGAGCUGUCGAAACAAGAACGACUCAAAACCUGCGAAUGACAAUAGCCAGGCAGUUGGCAGAGAUCUUGUUGCGGGGUAUGUGUGAGCAGAGCUACUGGAACCCUCUGGAGGACCCACCAUGCCAGUCACCCCUGGACGAUCCCCUCCGGAAAGGAGCAAACACGAAAACCUAUACCCUCACCCGGAAAGCCCGUGUCUACUCAGGAGAGAACAUUUUUUGUCCUCAAGAAAAUACUGAGGAAGCCCUGUUGUUAUUGCUGAUUAGUGAAUCAAUGGCCAACCGGGACGCUGUGCUGAGCAGGAUACCUGAGCACAAGAGCGACCGCCUCAUCAGUUUGCAGAGCGCGUCUGUGGUCUAUGACUUGCUGACCAUCGCUCUGGGAAGAAGAGGCCAGUAUGAGAUGCUGUCUGAGUGUUUAGAAAGAGCCAUGAAGUUUGCCUUUGAAGAGUUCCACCUCUGGUACCAGUUUGCCCUGUCACUGAUGGCUGCUGGAAAAUCUGCACGUGCCGUGAAGGUGUUGAAAGAGUGUAUCCGUCUGAAGCCCGACGAUGCCACCAUCCCGCUCCUCGCUGCGAAGCUGUGCAUGGGCUCCCUUCACUGGUUGGAAGAGGCCGAAAAGUUUGCCAAAACUGUCGUCGAUGUGGGAGAGAAAACGUCCGAGUUCAAGGCCAAAGGCUACUUAGCUCUGGGGCUCACGUACAGUCUGCAGGCCACUGAUGCUUCUCUGCGAGGGAAGCAGGAGGUCCUGCAGAGAAGGGCGCUUCUCGCAUUUCAGAGGGCCCACAACCUGUCACCUACAGAUCACCAAGCAGCUUUCUACCUGGCUCUGCAGCUUGCCAUCUCUAGACAGAUUCCAGAGGCUCUGGGGUAUGUCCGCCAAGCUCUGCAACUUCAGGGUGAUGAUGCCAACUCCCUGCACCUCCUUGCCCUCCUGCUGUCAGCCCAGAAGCAUCACCAUGACGCCCUGAACAUCAUUGACAUGGCCCUCAGUGAAUACCCAGAAAACUUUAUACUACUGUUCUCCAAAGUGAAGUUGGAGUCACUGUGCCGGGGCCCGGACGAGGCGCUCCUCACCUGUAAGCACAUGUUACAGAUAUGGAAAUCCUGCUACAACCUAACCAACCCCAGCGAUUCUGGACGUGGGAGCAGCCUCUUAGAUAGAACCAUUGCUGACAGACGACAGCUUAAUACAAUUACUUUGCCAGACUUCAGCGAUCCCGAGACAGGCUCUCUCCAUGCCACGUCGGUAGCAGCCUCAAGAGUGGAGCAGGCACUGUCAGAAGUGGCCUCUUCUCUACAGAGCAGCGCUCCCAAGCAGGGGCCACUACACCCCUGGAUGACACUGGCACAGAUCUGGCUCCAUGCAGAUCUUGCCCUGGUGGCGUAGUGGCUAAGGCUCGGCUGCUAACGAGAAGGUCAGCAGUUCAAAUCCACCAGCUGCUCCUUGGAAACUCUAUGGGCCGGUUUUACUCUGUCCUGUAUGGUCGUUAUAAGUCCGUCUGCCUCGACAGUACCUGACAACAACAACAGAUCUUUGCCAAUGUCAGUAGGUGAAAAAUGAUAUUCCAUUUGUCUGUUCACGUCUUUUGUUCAUUUAUCUUCUUAGGUACUGAGGUUUUCUCUUUGAUUUGUAGACAUUUAUUAUAUAUCCAAGAAAUCUGCCCUGUGUCUGUGAUAUGCACUAUAACUAGUCCUCCUUCAUUAUUUUAUUUGUGUUUUCUCUUUUUUUUUUUCCUGCUUUUGCAAAACAGGUUUUUAAGAAAUACACUUAUCAAUCUUUUCCUUAUGGCAUCUGAACUUCACACCGUACUUUGAAAGCAACUAUCCAUCUAUAUGAUCUUUCCAGAAUGUUUCAAGUAUCUUCCAGUGCCAUUUGUAUACAUAUCGUCUUGUAGAGAAGGUCAGAAGCGGGUUAUUCCGCCAUUUUGCAGUAGGGGCAUCCCAGGCCAGAGAGCAGUAGUAAGCACGUUGCGGUCUCACCGGGGCAGGAGUCAGGAGAGCUGAACUACAGCGUUUGAUGUUUAUUUCAUCUCAAGACACAUCUCCCUAGGAACCAUGGAACUACUUCUUUUUUUAUUGUGGUAAAAAUAUACAUAACAAAGCUUUGGCAAAUGCAACAGUUUUUACAUGUACAAUUCAGUGACAUUGAUGACGUUAUCAUGCGGUGCCACCAUCACCAUUCUCCUUUUCCAGACUGUUCCACCACCAUGAACAGAAGCUGAUUGCGGCUUCUUCUUUAGAAUACAAAUCUCACCCUUGACCUUUAGGAAUUCCUGCAUUCCAAGUCUCUCCCAAACCAAGGGAGCUUCCUGGUGCCCAUCCUUCAGUUUCCACACUGGGAUGGCAGCUAAAAAUGACUUUGCGGUAGGUGGUUAAUUUCUGCUUGUUACUUGCUAAUAAUUAUAGCUUUCACUUUGGCACCUCUCACAGUUGAAACCAGUGGCUAUUCUUAGAUGUGCAAGAUCAGAUUUUCUGGUUUCUGCUGGGAAUUUAAAGCUGUGAGACUCUCACAAAUUCCUGGGCCCUGGCUGGACCUGCCCUCUUCUUCCUGCCCCCACCAGGCUCCUCCCAGCCUCCAGGAGGUGCAUCAGCAGGGCUGAGGGUAAUCCUGUGGUGUGACCGCCGUGAUGAGAUGAAAACAGCUCCCAAACAGGUGGUGUGUGGGGUCACUGCACAGCGAGUGGCAGCAGGACACGCAGUGCCUGCUGAUGGGUCAGGCCUGGCCCUGCACACGGUGCAGCCUAGGUCAGUCAGCUCCACCAGCCCUGCCCCUCUCCAGCCCUGGAGGACUUUGACUAAGGGUCUACAGUGUGCAUGUACCUGAUGGUUAUCGAGCACUGUGUACGUGCCAGAUGUUAUUCCACUGUAUAUGUGCCAGAUGUUAUCGACAUGUUUAACUUAUUCAGUCUUUGUAAGGGAACUGCCCCAUAAUGUUUCCAAGGAGUGGCUGGUAGAUUUGAACUGCUGACCUUUUGGUUGGUUACUAGCCAUAGCCCUUAACGACUGUGCCACCAGGUCUCCCUUAAUAACCUUAUGAGGUGUAAAUGCCCUUAUUCACCCCAUUUUACAGAUAGAGAAACUGAGACACAGCCAUCAGGUAACUCGCCUAAGGUUACAUGGCUAAUAAGUUGUUGUCGUUGUUAGUUGCUGUGGAGUCAAUUCUGACUCUUGGCAACCCCGUGUGUCCAUAGGGUUUUCAAGGUUGUGGCCUUUUGGAAGCAGAUCACCAGGCCUGUCUUCGGAAAUGCCUCUGGGUGGGAUUGAACUGAUAACCUUUCAGCCAGCAGUUGAGCACUUAACUGUUUGCACCACCCAGGAAUGCCAACUAAUAAGUAAACCAAAAACCAAACCCAGUGCCGUCGAGUCAAUUCCGACUCAUAGCAACCCUAUAGGACGGAGUAGAACUGCCCCAUAGAGUUUCCAAAGAGCGCCUGGCAGAUUCGAACUGCUGACCCUUUGGUUAGCAGCCGUAGCACGUAACCACUACACCACCAGGGUUUCCAACUAAUAAGUAGAGAGGUCUAAUUUCAAACUCAACCAGUGUGGCCCCAGAACCCCAGCUCUAACCCACGGUAGGUGCUCCUACGUUCAAUUUUAUAUCUAUAUAAAGGUUUUAUAAAAAUAAAGAUAACACAGCAUUUGCCAGUUCAACAUCUUUCACUACUACAGAGUAUUUUUGAGCACCUGUUGAUGUGUCAGUUGGAGCUAGGCUCUGGAGUGCAGAGGUGCUGGAGAUAGAUAGACGCAGCCCCCACCUUCAUGGAGUUUACUGUCGUGAAGUAAAACAAUUCCAGAAACACUUCACACCCGUGCCAAGUGCCAGGAAGGAGCACUGCAGGGUUCCCUGAGAACUGGUCACCUAAUGGGGGAGCCAGAGUAGCUGGGGCACAUUUGGGCAAAGACCUGAAAAGCCAUUAGCAGUUGGUUGGCCCACAAUGGUAAAGGCAGAGGAGGCACAGGAGAUGGCUUGUGGGAGUGCCUGUAGGGAGCUCUGAGUGUUGGACAAACAGAUGAAGCCCCAGGGCUUGACGCCUAAAGAGCAAGCGGUGAAGGGGCCCAAGGUGAGGCAGAAGGGCCUGGGUAGGAUCAUGCCAGUGCCCCUGGCAGCCACGCUAAGGUCUUUGAACUUUAACCUACAGCAGUUGAAGAACUAGCCAAGGGCUUCAGGCAGGAGAGUGAAAGGAUCAGAAUGAGGUUUUUAAAGGGUUACUCCAGCCAGCUUGAAAGUGGGGUGAGAGGCCGCAGGAGUGGAAGCAGGAGGAGAGUUAGCCGUGUUGGCCCAUGUGAUGGAGAGCAGCUUGGUGUUCAUUGGCAACAAGGGAGGGGGAGAGAACUGGACACUUAAGGCGCAUUUUCAAGGUGGAACUGAUGGGACUUGUUGAUGGAUCAGAUAUGGGAGUGAAGGAAAAGGAAGAAUCAAGGAAGACUCAUGUAUUUUGUGCAUGAGAAGAUGGGUGGAUGGCGAUGCCGUUUCUGUGGUGGGGAAGCUGGGGGAAGAAUUGGUCUUAGGGUCAGGGAGGAGAAAAAUCCGGAGUCUUGUUUGAACUUGUAAGUGUCAGAUGCUGAAGGCCAUUGAGUAAAGGUGCCAAGAAAGCAGCCGAAUGUUCAAAUCUGCAUUUCAGAUUUGGGCUGGAGAUAUAAGUUGGGGAGUUGGGAUUUAAAGCCAAGGGGUGUGAUGAGAAGGCCUGGGAAAAGAGUGCAGAAGGUGUGAAGGACAGGGCCAUGACCGAGCCCCUGCCACAUUUAAAGUUUGGGGAGGAGAGGAAAAGCCACGUUCGCUGAAAGAGAGUGGCAGCAAGGCAGGACAAACCAGGAGAGGUGGUGUCAUGGUGCCAGAGGUAUGCAAAAGGAGCCUGUGCAGUACAGUCAAGAGCUUGGGUUCUGGAGUCAGACUCACUGAAAUCCUAGCCCCACCAUGUAGUGGCAGUCUGUCUGCCAGGAUAGGUUUUCCUUGUCCCUCUGAGCCGUAGUGUCUUCAUCUGUGCAAUGAGGUGAGCCAUAACAAUCACACAAGAUAAUGCAUGUGGCAAGCUCUCACUAUUAAAAUAACUUUUCAAGGAAGAUGUGACCGGUAAGAAGUGCUGCUGAGAGGCCGAGUAAGGUGGAACAGAGGCGUUUGUUGGGUUUGGCAUAGGGGAGUUGGUGGCCAUGAUGAGACCAGUUGCAGCGAGUAGCAGAGGUAGAAGUCACACUGGUGUGGGGUGCAGGGCGACGGCAGGUGAGGAAGUGGAGAUGGUGAGGGUGAACAACUCGUGUUGCCUGCAGGCCCUCCCGCUACAUGGAGCAGAGUGGGGAAGUGGGAGGCUGGGGAGGAAUGUGGGGUGAAGGGAGAGAACUAGGACCCAGGGAGGGGUUUUAAAGAUGGCCGAUACAGAAGCGUGUUGGUCUGCUGAUGGGGAGGAUCAGGAGAGAGCAGGGGUGCGUAAGGUAUGAACUCCUCAAGAAGGCACGAGGGUCACAGAGGGGGUGGCCCUCAGUUACCACAGAUGGGACGCAGAGGGAGUGGCACAGAGGGCACAGAUGGACUUGUCAGUGUGGGGGCAAAAAGAGGUUCACAGUCUGCUCUGGUGACUUCUGUAUUCUCUUUGGAUGACUCGUCAAGGUCUGCUAAGGAGGUGGGGAAGGAUGAGGACUCUGGAGAUCAGCUGGGUAAAGGCCUGGGAGGGAUAAAGUGUGUCACCAAUGCAGCUAGGGGCUGAGGGGCCAGCCUCGCUCUCCCAACCUGCCCCUGGGGAAGGGGCCAUUCUUGACAGACUGACACAGCCAGACACAAACUGGGAAAUAAAUGCCAACUGUGCAGCCCAGGCCCUGGAGAAGAAAUUUGGCCAGGCCCUCGGUGAGUACAGGACCUGGGCUGUGUUCAUCUUGGGGACUGCAGGGCCUUGCUUAGGGCCUAGCCCAGAGAUGCUCGGUAGGAGGACACAUGAAAACAGUCAACUCUUCCUUUCCCUGUCCAGCCUUCCCCAAACAAAGAACAGUUCCAGUGAGAGCUGAUAAGGACGAAGGCCUCUCCUAGGCCUUGGUGAUUUGAAAGGGUGACAGGAAGCUUGCCCGGACACAUGACCCCUUUCUCUUUGGCUCACACGCUGAAUUUUCUGUGAAAGAACGAAUUCAUGACAACACGGAAGGCACGCUCGGGGAGCACCUUGAGCUCCUGGCAGACAACUGCAUCCUCCCCAGGGGGACUCCUCGGCCGCCACGGGCAGGGUUGCCCCAGAACCAAGUUGCUGAGGCUUCUUUCCCAGCACGAGCCACUCUCUGUAGUGAGGCAGAGUUUGGGUAAAGAAGAUGGCUAAAGGAGAUGGUUUUGAGAACAGUCCCUUGCCGCCUACCUGAAGUCCUCACAUACAAGGCCAGGAAAUGCCUGGUGCCACGUGAGUGUUUUCCCUUCUUCCUGCUCCGUCAGCUCUCAGGUGGCACAGAGGACCUGACAGUGAAGGUUUACAGUUCUUGGGGCUGCCUCUGCACUGCACGUUUGUACAAGAGUGGAAAGGUGUCCCCUCUGCGUGGACUCAGUCCCGAAGGAGCAGGCUUGGCCAGCAGAAGAUGCCUUUGUGAGAAGAAACGCCUCCCUCGCAUUCCUCAGGCAGACGCAGCCCUGCGUCAGGCUCACAGCCUACCAGCGGAGUCCAGACUAGGUGUCAGCCCCCCUUGGCCCAGUGCCUUUGCACAGUGUGGGCCCUGCACAUCUCUGAGCCUGAGGCCAGCACAUCUGAGCCAAUUCUCAACCUUGCAGCUGACACGAAGCAGGGGUUUGACGGCGUUAGAUGGGUGAGUGAGUGAGGAAAGUGGCCUAUGUGGGAUUGUGGUGCAGUCAGGUCCCCAGUCAGGAAUGCCCCUUCACCUGGAGAACAACAAUCCUCAGGCCUCAGGACCUCGCAGCGUUUAUAGAAAAUACCAGUUGUCAAGUCGACUCCAACUCGUGCCGACCCCCCAUGUGUUAGAGUAGAACUGGGCUCCAUAGGGUUUUCAAUGACUGGUUUUUCAGAAGUAGAUCACCAGGCUUUUUUUCUGAGGCACCUCUGGGGGGACAUGAACGACCAACCUUCCAGUUAGCAGUCGAGCACAUUAACCGUUUACACCACCCAGAGAUCCCUCCUGGCAGCAUAGCUCAGCCCUUUUCAGGUCAUAUCUUUAGUUUGGUUUGGCAAAAAACCUUCUGGGUACAAGGCAAAGUUAGGGACAUGGUGCAUUGCCAAGACGAACCACCCUUGACCCCUCGCCUCUACUGGAAGAGACAGCACUUUCGCCGAUCACUGUGAUACAAGGCCAGCUGGGAUGAGGGCCUUCCUAGAGAGCUCGGGUGGAGGAGAACGGAGCGUGAGAGAUGGUCCACCCCAAGGCUUCAGGGGAGUCCUGUGCAGAGUGGGGUUCAGUGGCACCUAGAGAGGAGUGCUGGCUCUUUGAUGAAUGGCCACUCAGGGAAGGCACUCCGGGUGAAAGGGGUGCACAAACAGAGGCACAGAGAAGUUGGAAAGGCAGGGCCUUGAUUUUGAAUGUGAUACAAAAACAUGUGGGCUAUGUUCAGUUUGCAAUGGGGAACCACUGAAGCUUUGUGAGCAGAGGGGGAUUGUAUUUCCAACAUUUUUCACCCCAACCAGAUGACAAGGACAAACCAGGGGGUUCCACAAAGGACUGUCCGAGCAUUAUCAGUCCUCUCAGAUCAAGAUUACAGCUGUGAAAACUCUAUGGGGCAGUUCUGCUCUGUCCUGUAGGGUCGCUAUGAGUCGGAAUCGACUCGACGGCAAUGGGUUUGGUUUUCGGUUUAUCCCAAAUUGCAGGACCAGGCAGUGUUUUGUUCUUUUAU
Molecule: messenger RNA, 8595 nt
Organism: Loxodonta africana (African savanna elephant)
Lineage: Eukaryota; Metazoa; Chordata; Mammalia; Proboscidea; Elephantidae
Gene: TTC7B
Product: tetratricopeptide repeat domain 7B
Exons: 19
Coding region: 34-2175 (713 amino acids)
Biological process (GO): protein localization to plasma membrane; phosphatidylinositol phosphate biosynthetic process
Cellular component (GO): plasma membrane
Molecular function (GO): protein binding
Source: RefSeq, a predicted model, not a curated record